AUGGCUCUUAAGCUUGGGCCUUUACCAGUAAUGGGAGUCAAUGUUACCAAAAAAUGUGCAAGUUCAAAGACUAGUAAACUUAAAGUUUUUGCUGUUGAUGUAGAUGGUGAAGCUGAGUUUCCUUCAUUUCUUCCAAAAGAGGUAGAGAAGAUCAAAGACCCAUUUGCAAGAUCUUUGGCUAAAAGAAUAGAGAGGUUGCCUGUGCAGACUGGAUUUUCAGAAAACUAUAUCAUGAGUAGUUGUGUUAAACCACUGAGACAAAGUGACAAAACCAGUCCAGUGGUUCUUCUGCAUUCCUUCGACAGUUCUUGUUUAGAAUGGAGAUGCAUAUAUCCCUUGCUUGAGGAGGCUGGUUUGGAAGCUUGGGCUGUUGAUGUUCUUGGAUGGGGCUUCUCUGAUUUAGAAACCUGUCCAUCAUGUGAGGUUGCAUCCAAGCGUCAUCACCUAUAUCAGCUUUGGGAGUCUUACAUCAAAAGGCCAAUGAUAUUAGUUGGACCUAGUCUUGGCGCUUCUGUUGCAAUUGAUUUUACAGUCCAUUAUCCAGAAGCUGUUGAAAGGCUGGUGUUGAUCAACCCAUGUGUGUAUGCUGAAGGCACUGGAUCUCUUGCAAAUUUACCAGAAUUGGUAGCCUAUGCUGGGGUUUCUUUCUUAAAGAGCCUCCCAUUGCGCUUUUAUGCAAACAUGUUGGCCUUCAAUGGUAUUCAAUUGCUUACAAUCUUGGACUGGACUAAUGUGGGCCGAUUGCAUUGUCUGUUGCCAUGGUGGAAAGAUGCAACUGUCAGUUUUAUGUUUAGUGGGGGCUAUAAUGUUACUUCCCACAUAAAACAGGUAAAGCACAAAACCCUUAUCAUAUGUGGGGAGAAUGAUCGGAUUGUGAGCUACAAGCUUGUAGUGAAAUUGCACUCUGAACUAUCUGAUGCAAUCAUUCGAGAAGUAUCUGAUUCUGGACAUCUCCCUCAUGUGGAUAAUCCCAAACGAGUUGCAAAAUUAAUUGUUAAUUUUGCUCAAGGCGACACUGAUGUUGAUGCCAAGAGCCUGUUUUGCCUGGCUCAGUUAACGGCUUUACGCAGCUUUCACUUCACUUUGUCUGUCUCGUCCAUUCGUCUGACUGAAGAGGAAGAAGAAGAAGAAGAAGAAGAAGAAGAAGACAUGGACGGUGAUGUGGAAGAGAGGCGAGUUCAAGCUCGAUUUAUAACAAAAUUGAAGCCACCCUAUAAAGUCCCAAAUACUUCAAUUGCUAUCCCUGCUAAUCUCACCCGUUUUGGUCUCUCUACUAUAAUCAAUUCCCUCCUCAAAUCCGGAGAUGAUGAAUGGGAAUCGCAGCCGUUUGAUUUUCUAAUUGAUGGAGAACUGGUUCGGUUGCCACUUGAACAUUUUCUGCUUGCCAAGGGCAUUUCGGCGGAGAAGGUAUUGGAAAUCGAAUACAUAAAGGCGGUAGCCCCGCAGAAAGAGGAUGCGCCUUCUUUACACGAUGAUUGGGUCAGCGCUGUGGAUGGUUCUUGUCCUCGGUUCAUUUUGACAGGCUGCUACGAUAGUUUUGGAAGGGUGUGGAAAACUGCUGGAGAAUGUACUCAUAUACUAGAGGGACACAGUGAUGCAAUUACUUCUGUCAGUAUUGUUAACUCAGAAGGUGCUGAUAGUGUUACUGUGGCCACUGCCUCGAAAGAUCAAACUCUGAGGCUGUGGAAGUUUUAUGCAGAGGAACAUUUAGACCAGCCUGCAAAGACUAGUGCCUUCAAAAUUUUAUGUGGGCAUAAUGCAUCUGUGCAAAGUGUUGCAGCACAGGCUUCUGGAAGCAUGAUCUGUUCGGGUUCCUGGGAUUGUACAAUCAAUUUAUGGCGGACAAAUGUGUCUGACACAGAAGGUGAUAUAGUGUCAAUUAAGAAGAGAAAAGUGAAAAAAAGGCUGAGGAAUCUCAGUUGGAGAAUUGAUGGGGAGGCUUUGUCUACACUUGUGGGCCAUACUCAAUGUGUAUCCUCAGUCUACUGGCCAGAACACAGUACAAUCUAUUCUGCGUCCUGGGAUCAUUCUGUUAGAAGAUGGGAUGUUGAGACGGGCAAAGAUUUGUCUAACAUAUUCUGCGGAAAAGCCCUUAACUGCCUUCAUGUUGGUGGUGAAGGUUCUGCUCUCAUUGCUGCUGGUGGUUCUGACCCAAUCCUUAGGGUAUGGGAUCCACGAAAACCAGGAACUUCUGCUCCUGUUUAUCAGUUCUCUUCACAUGAUUCUUGGAUUUCGGCAUGCAAGUGGCACCCUAAAUCAUUGUUUCAUCUACUUUCUGCUUCUUAUGAUGGGAAAAUCAUGUUGUGGGAUCUAAGAACUGCGUGGCCUCUGGCUAUUAUUGAUUCACACGAGGACAAGGUGUUAUGUGCUGACUGGUGGAAAGGCGAUAGUGUGAUCAGUGGUGGGGUAGACUCGAAGCUCUGCAUUUCCUCUGGAAUUUCUGUGCAAUGA
Molecule: messenger RNA, 2451 nt
Organism: Dovyalis caffra
Lineage: Eukaryota; Viridiplantae; Streptophyta; Magnoliopsida; Malpighiales; Salicaceae
Source: the annotation of a GenBank genome assembly